CUUUGAGAAAUAUGUUAAAUAAUGGAUAACUUUAUCAAAUAGAUCAUUAUUCUCAUAGUGAUCUUAAUGAUCAAUAUAUCUUACUCAUUCUUAUCAUUUGUGCACCUUUUAUAUAUUUCUUGAUGCACAUGACUUUCCCUUGCAAAUAUUUUAUUUGCAACCUAGGGGAUAGUCUGGGUCUUUCAAGUUAUUGAUUUCAAUUACUUUUGAAUACUCUUCUAGAGUUUCAAGUCAAUCAAUAAAUUCGUAUCUUUGAAUACUCUUCUAGAGUUUCAAACAUAUUUGUACCUUUAAUCUCAACUUGAAAUCAUUGUUUACAAAUGUGUCGUAACCCCAAAGAUGGCAAAGAAUUUGUCAACACAUUAUCAUGAGAAGUUUGGCUCUUUCAACCAAUGAUUCUUUGUCAGAACACAUGAAGCUAUCAUUGGAAGAUAUUCUAGAGGAUUGUAGACACAGAGAUACAUGGAGAAGUGAGGGAGAAGAGAAGCUUAUUGAAAAGGAUGUGAUCGAGGGGGCUGAGGCUUCCAUAUGCCCACACUUUUAUUGAAGAUCACCACGUGAACUUGAGGAGCU
This is a messenger RNA of Linum tenue, 573 nucleotides long. The record is from the annotation of a GenBank genome assembly. Lineage: Eukaryota; Viridiplantae; Streptophyta; Magnoliopsida; Malpighiales; Linaceae.